UAAUAGGUUUGAUACAGCUGGAAAGUAGCAUUGGAAACCUAAACUGUCUUGAUUUUACUCUUAUCAGCGGUCACAUUUUUUCGUUAGUAACUUGCAAGAGCAUCAGUCAUCGCCUAACAUGGGAGACACGCUGGAGUUCAACGAUAUCUACCAGGAAGUCAAAGGUUCAUGGAAUGAUGGGCGACUGCGUUUCAGCAAACAAAAUGUGGUUUAUAAGAGCAGCAAGACGGGGAAGGUGGACAGCAUCGCGGCUACUGAUCUCAGCCUGGCUCAGUGGAGGCGAGUGUGUUUAGGUCACGGCAUCAAACUUGGUACCAGCACGGGCCACGUAUACAAAUAUGAUGGCUUCAGGGACACGGACUUUGAGAAGAUUUCAGAGUUUUUCAAGGCUAACUACAAAGUGGAGUUGACAGAAAAGGACAUGUGUGUGAAGGGCUGGAACUGGGGAACAGCCAAGUUUUCAGGGCCACUUUUAUCGUUCGACAUUAAUGACAACACAGCGUUCGAAAUUCCGCUGUCCAACGUUUCCCAGUGUGCUACAGGGAAGAACGAAGUCACCUUGGAGUUUCAUCAGAAUGACGACACAGAGGUCUCUCUAAUGGAGGUCCGAUUCUACGUCCCGCCCAGCCAAGCUGAUGAAAGACAAGACCCUGUGGAGGCAUUUGCCCAGAACGUGUUGUCUAAGGCUGAUGUGAUCCAGGCCACAGGAGAUGCUGUGUGUAUCUUCAAGGAGCUGCAGUGUCUCACGCCUAGAGGAAGGUAUGACAUUCGUAUCUACCCGACAUUUCUUCACCUGCAUGGUAAGACUUUUGACUACAAGAUUCCCUACACCACCGUCCUCCGUCUCUUCCUCCUGCCACACAAGGAUCAGAGGCAGAUGUUCUUCGUGAUCAGUCUGGAUCCUCCCAUCAAGCAGGGUCAGACACGUUAUCACUUUCUCAUUCUGCUCUUCUCUAAAGAAGAGGACAUUAACCUUACCCUCAACAUGAGCGAGGAGGAUGUGGAGCGGCGCUUUGAAGGAAAACUCAGCAAAAAUAUGUCAGGGUCUCUUUAUGAGAUGGUCAGCAGGGUGAUGAAGGCCCUGGUCAACCGCAAGAUCACUGUACCUGGAAACUUCCAAGGUCAUUCUGGAGCUCAGUGCAUCACCUGUUCCUAUAAGGCAUCUUCAGGCCUCCUCUAUCCUCUGGAGAGAGGCUUCAUCUAUGUCCACAAGCCCCCCGUCCACCUGCGUUUUGAGGAAAUCUCCUGCGUCAACUUUGCCAGAGGCACCACCACAACACGUUCCUUUGACUUUGAGAUUGAGACCAAGCAGGGAAACCAGUACACUUUCAGCAGCAUUGAGAGAGAGGAGUAUGGAAAACUGUUUGACUUUGUUAACGCCAAGAAGCUCAACAUCAAGAACAGAGGGUUCAAAGAGAAGAAGGGCAUGAAGGGCAACAUCGACGAGUACAGCGAUUCAGAUGAAGACCAGCAUGAUGCCUAUCUAGAGAGGAUGAAGGCUGAGGGCAAGAUCAGAGAAGAGGGCAAUGACAGCGAUGAAUCAGAUGGUGGAAGCGAUGAGUCGUUCAACCCCGGAGAGGAAGAUGAUGACAUUGCAGAAGAAUACGACAGCAACGCCACGGCAAGCGACAGCAGUGAAGAAGGAAACGAAAGUGAAGAUGAAAGCGCAAAGAAGAAAAAAGCCAAAAAAGCCAAAGUGGUGAAAGAGAAAAAGGAGAGAAAGCCACGCAAAGAGAAGAAGCAGAAGGAUACUGGUGGUCCAAAGAGGCCGAUGAGUGCCUACAUGCUUUGGCUGAACAACAGUCGAGAGCGAAUCAAGUCGGAGAACCCUGGCAUCUCCAUCACAGAGAUCUCAAAGAAGGCUGGAGAGAUGUGGAGACAGCUCAGCAAAGCUGAGAAGGAGGAGUGGGAAACAAAGGCAGGGGAAGCAAAGAGGCAGUAUGACAAAGCAAAGAAGGAGUACAAAGAGAGCGGAGGAGGGUCAGCUUCAAGUUCCAAGAAGGAAAGCAAAAAGUCUGGAGGCAAAAAAGAUGAAAAGAAGAGAAAGUCUGCUGGCGCAGACAAGGAUAGGGAGCGUGGAGGAGGUAACGACAGCUUCAAGAGCCGAGAGUUCAUCGAGACCAGCGAGGAGAGUUCCUCAGACUCUGACCGUAAGAGCAAGUCCAAGAGGAAGAAGAAAUCGGAUGAUGAGGAGGAAGCAGCUGUGUCUACGCCUGCCAGCUCAGAGGAAGAUUCUGACUAAACAAACACUUACAGAUUAUACACACAAACCAAGGACCAACCAUUUAUACACUGUUGAUUUCCAGCAAACUUUGAGUUGUAUCUUUCUUCAACAUGUUUUGUUUUAAGAGUACAAACUCAAAUGUUGACCAAUCUGGAAACUCAGCUCUUAUGGGUUAUUUGAGCAGGUCUGCUACUGACAGCUCAGUGAAUUGAUGGGAUCUGCCAUUUAACUGUUUUCAUGGUUUUACCAUCCAACUCUUGAGAUUUGUUGUUAGAUGAAUAAUGCUGGGGUUUGUAGGAGUAAAUAGCUGAUUCAUGUUGAACGUAAGGAGUAGCAGAGUUUUGUUCCUCCCAGGUAGUUCUUUUUAAAAACAGCCAUUUUUGUGUUUUGAAGUUUUAUGUUUUCAGUAUGAGGUAAAUGAUUUUCAAUAAAUCUUCGCUUUGUU
Melanotaenia boesemani (Boeseman's rainbowfish) is the source of this 2669-nucleotide messenger RNA. RefSeq names its product structure specific recognition protein 1a (gene ssrp1a). NCBI's taxonomy places the organism in Eukaryota, Metazoa, Chordata, Actinopteri, Atheriniformes, Melanotaeniidae. The transcript has 19 exons. Gene Ontology annotation, molecular function: DNA binding; nucleosome binding; histone binding. The coding region runs from base 119 to 2242 and encodes 707 amino acids. The record is from RefSeq and is a predicted model, not a curated record. Gene Ontology annotation, cellular component: FACT complex; nucleus.